GGGCUCGAACGCGGCGCGGCCGGGCGGAGCGGCGGGGCGCCCUGGCGGGCAUGGGUUGGAAUUGGAGCCACUCCCCCGACCUGACUACAACCAGCAUCAUGUGGUUACUAACUGCUCUUCAUUCACUUCUUGAUGCCUCCCAGAAAAAAACGCCGCCCAAGUUGCCAGAAAGCCCAGCUGCUAUUCCACCAUCAGCCACUGGAGAGCCCCAAACACCGCUAUGGAUCUCCACAGCUUCCCAUCACCUACACUAGGCAGGUGCCCAGCAAGCCCAUUGACCACAACACCAUCACUUCCUGGGUAUCACCUCAGUUUGAUACAACAGCAGAAAACUCGUUCCCAGCCAACCGGAAACGUCGUCGCCGAGACCAGGCAAGACAUUCAAGUCGAAAAUCUACCACCUCCAAGUUUCCACAUCUAACAUUUGAGAGUCCACAGUCUUCUUCCAGUUCAGCCACACUUGGGAUCCCCUUAACCGGGGGAUACCCCAAUCAAUCAGAAAAGGACAUUUCCAGAAGGCCCUUCGUUCCAAUGCUCAGUCCCCAGAGCUGUGGGGAGCUGUCAUCACACGCACUUCAAAACUUGCCUUAUGUGUUCAUUCCACCUGAAAUCCGGACCCCAGAGUCAUCUUCUGUGAAGGAGGGGCCCAUUCCCCCAGAUCAGAGGGAAGACAGCCUUCCAAGCUGCUCCCUUCACACUAGUACUCCCAAGAGCCCAGAGCCUGGGCCUGUUCUGGUUAAAGACACUCCUGAGGAGAAGUAUGGGAUAAAGGUCACGUGGAGGAGACGAGGGCACCUGUUUACUUACCUCAAGGAGAGAGGGAAGCUGAGCAAAAGCCAGUUCCUUGUGAAAAAGUGACUGGGUUUCUCAGAUAACAGUAAUCCCAAGAAAUUGAUUGCUGGUUUUCACAGAGUUGCUCAAGUCACUUUUCUGGCUCACAAGGUAGCACAUCGAUAGAAUAAAGUGGAAAUAAUACCAAUAACAUCAAUAGAAAAAGAUAUUUUAACUAGACCCCUGGAGUCAUAGGGAAUUCAAUUCCCAGAUUUACUUUUUUAAAUAUCUUGUCAUAAACAGUUCUUAGUGUCAUAAACUGUUUACUUCAUAUUUUUCUUGUAUUAACUGUUUCAAAUUUUAACAUAUCUUGUAGUAACUGUUUAAAAUGUAUGUAAGCAAAUGGUUGCAGGAAGUUUUUAGAGAACCCUGCUUCUGACUGCCCCCUCCACAGAGGGUCUUUCCUAAUCGUUUCCUUUAGCCACUACUCGUUAAUCCUUUAGUCACCUCAUGCAAACCAAUUCAUUCCACAGUUUUGAGUACUGACUCUGUGUCAGGCUCAGUGGCAGCUUCCUCUAUGACCUGAUGGAUGGAAAAAAUC
Molecule: messenger RNA, 1372 nt
Organism: Ceratotherium simum simum (southern white rhinoceros)
Lineage: Eukaryota; Metazoa; Chordata; Mammalia; Perissodactyla; Rhinocerotidae
Source: RefSeq, a predicted model, not a curated record